Molecule: messenger RNA, 1323 nt
Organism: Fusarium graminearum PH-1
Lineage: Eukaryota; Fungi; Ascomycota; Sordariomycetes; Hypocreales; Nectriaceae
Exons: 2
Coding region: 1-1323 (440 amino acids)
Source: RefSeq, a predicted model, not a curated record
AUGGGUGCCCAAAUCUCUGUGGUAUUAUUCAACGAUGUUAUUCAGCUCGCCAAUGCCGUCUUCAACUGGCCUGGCGUUUCGGUAGUUGGCGCCUCAGUGACGAGUUACUACAAGGUCGACGCCAAAACCUAUAACAAGGGCAGCGCUGGCACAUUCACCAAUGGACCCUUUGGCAUAGGGUCUGGCGGAAUCUUGUCAACUGGUUGGAUCAGCGACGCAAAAGAUCCAUCUGGUACAAUCGACCAUGACACGGGAACAGACGGAUCAAUAUACUGUGGUUCAGGCUCUACAACAAACGGCGCUGUUCUUGAAGUUGAGAUCGUCGUUGGCCAAGGAUAUAACGGGUUAGCAGUCGAAUUUGUAAUUGGUACCGCGGAGAAUCUACAGGAAAAUGCGGAUACUAUAGGAAUUUAUUUAGAUGGCGUUCAGUACGCAGUCGAUACAUCGAACAACAGAAUCACUGUCAACUCUGAAUAUCUCCAGCAACCACUUGGCGUAACAGACACCGAGUUUGUCCGCUCAACUAUGUACGAUCACUCCUCGCCACCUCUCCUUAUGGGUCUUCCGGCUUCCCCGGGUCGACAUUCAAUGGUAUUUGCUAUUUGCGACGCGAACAACGGACAGAAAGAUUCAGCUAUCAUGUUCAAGGCCGGAGCGUGUGUUGACUGUGCCGGUGACAUCAAACUGAACUAUAAGACGACUACCACCACGGUUGGGUCGACAUCCUUUGUUUCUACCAUCAAGCCUUUUAUUACAAACUCUGGAACCGUCGUUUACGGUGUUCCGGUGGAAGCGACCACGACAAGCGAAGAGGUUUAUAGCACUACAACUGCGGAUGUGACUUCAUAUAGUGAGGAAGCUACUAGUACUGCCGAGGUUAUGUCGACAUCUGUAGAAUCCACAGUCGCCGAGACAACUACAACCGCGGAUGCCUUGCCUACAUCCACUGAAGCAUCUACAGUCACCGAAAAACCCACUGCCACUGACCUGCCUACAACAACGGUAGUGUCAAGCGAGGAGCCCACAACGACUGAUGCUUCCUCGACCGAGACUGACUACACUACGACCACUGCCAUCACCAACUCGGACCAAAGCACUGAAACAUCCUCUACCGUGGAGUCUAAUACUACAACCACGGCAGUUACUUCAGAAGCUACGGCAAUCUCCACAGAUGUUUCAGUGUCUCAAGCCUCUACAUCGAUCGAUUCGACUACCAGUGACAACUCAGCAUCAACGACUGUUGCUCCUACUAUGACAUCCAGUCAGGUGUCAAUCCCGACUGCCUCAACCUUGACCACUAUUAGGAAGCCAUGUCGCCCAUAA